AUGGGAAAAAAUAAACAAAAAGAAAGUCGGGUUGCAAUUAACAACCACAAUGAUAAUGAUAGCAAUAACAGUGGUAAUAAAGGUUAUGAUGAUUGUAAUAAUAAUAAUAUAAUUUUAAUAAAAGAUGUUCGUGAUACCUUGGAUAUUUAA
Messenger RNA from Dictyostelium purpureum, 150 nucleotides. RefSeq lists its product as uncharacterized. The record is from RefSeq and is a predicted model, not a curated record. Bases 1 to 150 code for a protein of 49 amino acids. Lineage: Eukaryota; Evosea; Eumycetozoa; Dictyosteliales; Dictyosteliaceae. The transcript has a single exon.